Messenger RNA from Cajanus cajan (pigeon pea), 939 nucleotides. RefSeq names its product transcription factor MYB1. The record is from RefSeq and is a predicted model, not a curated record. Lineage: Eukaryota; Viridiplantae; Streptophyta; Magnoliopsida; Fabales; Fabaceae.
UAGUGUAUAUAUACGUUAAAAUAGCUGAGUAAUAGAGCCAACAGAUUAGUAACUAGCUAGACCUAGUUAUUAUCAAGGUACGUUGUUAAUUAGUAUUGCGUUGCACUUGGUAACCUAUGGAAGGAAUCGUAUGUGUACGGAAAGGUGCAUGGAGUGGAGUGGAAGAUGACCUUCUUAGGGCAUGUGUGAGACAAUAUGGAGAAGGAAAAUGGCACUUGGUGCCUACAAGAGCGGGCUUGAACAGGUGCCGUAAGAGCUGCAGACUGAGGUGGUUGAAUUAUCUAAAACCAAAUAUCAAGAGGGGAGAUUUCGCUGAAGACGAAGUUGAUAUGUUGCUAAGGUUGCAUAAACUUUUGGGAAACAGAUGGUCCCUGAUUGCCGGAAGACUUCCCGGAAGAACACCAAAUGAUGUAAAAAACUACUGGAACACCUACAUUCGCAGGAGAGCAUGCUCUCAUAAGGUGGUAAGCAAUGAAAAGGAAGAGGAAAUAGUGAAACCUCACGAGGUGAUAAGGCCUCGGGCUCGAACUAUCUCAAGAGCUUCACCCUGGUUGAGAGGGACAAGUGUUGUUAGAGAAGGUGCUGAAAGUGGGGUCAAACAGAGUUCAACUCAAGCAUGUGGUGAGGCUUCAUUAUCAGAGUACAAUAAUUGGUGGAAAACUAUGAUGGAUGAUGAUGAUAAGGGGGGCAACAUAGAGAACAGCCAAGAUGGGUUUGGGAGGCUCAUGGAAGACAUUAAUAAUUGUCAAGAGAAUCUUACUUCGUUGACCUCACAAGGUGGAGAUUUUCCUAUAGAAGGUCAAAAUUGGAGUGAUUUUCUUCUCGACACAAAUUUGUGGGAUUUCUGAUUUUGUUGUUAAAUUACUUUUAUGCCCCUUAUUAUAUUUACAUUAUUCAACUUAGUCUCUAUAUUAUUAAAUAAAAAAUUCAAUUUAGUAU